CAAGUUCCUUGCCUGCAUCCAUGGAUUUACAGAGGCGCUGUCCUCCCCGAUCUCUUGGUUUCGGCCACACGAGCGGUUCAAAUGGCAGACAUCUGGCCAUCAUUUACGCGCGCGCACACACGCACUCUCUCUGGAGCCCUCCGGGCAUUCGCACGCGAGUAAGGCGGCACAUCGUGGUCGAGCCACACGGCACUUCGUCUCUCCACCACCUCCACCACCCUCCUCCACCGGGCGUCCCUCCACCACGUUGCCAUUCAACCCUCUCUCGCCAGGCACGGCACCGUUGGCAAGGUUGGUUGCCUCGCAAGCCUCAGUCGCGCCAACAACCUUCCUCGCGCCCGCCCGGGGCUCCCAGCGCCCCAUGUCGCCUCUCCAUCUCCCUACGCUCUUCUCCACGUUCGCCGCCACGCAGCUCAUUAUGGCCCGCAUGCGUUCCCGCCCCUGACGCCCCGUCCUGGCUCCAUCUUGGCCGACAGAGUGCCACUUGUUGAGAUGGUGCUUGAGUUGAACGCCUCCUUCCCGUUGGGCGAGCAUCUACCACUGAACAUGGUCGCCCGCCGUGCCUGCCAUGGUUUCCCCAUGGCUUGGCAGGAUCGUCGUUCGAGGGCUCUUCUCCUUGCUUGUCCACUUGUUGGCCCCUUUGGUUCGUCUCUUUGCUAUUCUCCCCUUUACUCUUGAAUCUUCGUCAUUGCCGAAAUCCAUCCUCCUUCCUCCCGGUGCGCGGCUUGAGGUUGCUGUCCUUGGCAUGUCUCUGUACUGUCUUAGUCCCAGCAUUGCCAUGUAGACCGCUAGGUGAGGUCAUCACGAACCCCUUUAUCUCUUCGGCCGCCAGCCAGCUGCCAGCCAUGAACCGCGCCCGUCGCGGGCGCCAUGCCUCGCCGCCUGCGCGCUUCCUCGCCUGCGGCUUCGUGUGCCGUCUGCUCGGCCUUCGCCGCCUCGUCGUCGCUGCGGCGAACCGCUUCGCAAACCGGCGCUUCGUCUUCUCCUUCGCUGCCGUCUCCGCUCUGGUCGCAAAGUCGGUUCACAUUUACGCUCAUGCCUCAGCCCUGCCGACGGUCCAUCUCGUCCACUGGGGUUACACCUUCUUCGCACAAGACAUGGCGUUGUUGGUCUUUGUGCGCCUGCUUCUGGAUGGCGCCUUGCUUGCUGCCGCGGCCUGGUUGCGUUGCCUCGCUACGUUUCUCGCUGUCGUGGUCGUUACAUACGCCGCGACGCUGUCGACUAUAAAUGUCUCCUUCUUCGUCGCGGCUGGCUCCGAGAUACACUGGCGCAAUGUUGGCUUCGCGGGCGAUGCCGCCUCCCGCGCCUUGCUACUUACCGGCGCCGUGUCCCUGUUACUCGUCCUGCUUGCAUUUAUAGCGGCUGCAUGGGCUUUUCAAGAUGUGGCUUAUGGCCUUGCGGGCUGUGCAGCUGAUAUUCUCAAGCUGCCGUUUACAUACCACAAAGUGGUGGUACCCUGGCAGACGGCGGGGUACUCUCGACUGUCCCAGAAGGAUGUCGAAGGCGGAAAGUUCGGCGACGAAGCUGCAUACGGACUGAACAGGGAAUGCGCCUGGAACAGCAUCAAAACGUGGCCAUGGCUGCUCAUCUGGCGCGUAAUUACGUACGCGCUCAUCGGCGGCGCGUUUCUGGCGCAAGCCAUUCUCCUUGUCCUGAGGCCACACGAGAGUGCCCUGACGUUCAUGUCGUGGACGCCUGCCUUGCUUCCAUUCGUCGACUUCACAAACUCGUCCCCGAACCUCGCUAGGAUUGUGCCCGUCUACGGCUCCGGAAUCGGCCGUGAGUGGGACAACCGGACCGCCCUGGCCGAGCCGGUGUCGUUGUCGUGGCUUCCUCGAGACGGCAUCGUUCUGGGCUUUGAGGACUGGGCCAAGGGGGGCCAGAAGCACUACAACGCAGCAUCGGACCCGCUUAAGCUAUCGAAUCUCGACGAGGAGCUUUUGGAGGAGCUGCGAGGGAAGCUUGGUGGUGUGCCGAUACGACACGUGAUGGUCAUUAUGCUGGAGAGCACGAGAAAAGACGUCUUCCCCAUCAAAAAGGAUGGCUUCAUCUGGAGGCGCUUGGAAGAGUCGUUUGGCAACAAGACGUUGCCAGAGAGAGCACAGCGCAGGCUCGCGACCUUGAGCCCUACGGCCAGGUCCCUGACCGGUGACUACGACGAUGGGUUCGCACGAGGCGAACGGGACAAGAAGCCACGGGGCGGCAUCAACUUCAACAACGCAUAUUCUACCUCGACAUAUACCAUAAAGAGCGUAGCCGGAACACUCUGCGGAGUCGCGCCUCUUGUCGCCGACUUCAAUCUCGAAUAUCGACAUCACAUCUAUCAACCCUGCCUGCCCCAGAUUCUAGACGCCUUCAAUGGCCUUGACAGGCGCCGCAAGGACGACUUUACGACUUUCAAGUGGCGAUCGACAUACCUCACGUCGGUCAUUCUUUAUUACGAUAAGCUGGAGCUCCUCAUGACGUCAAUGGGUUUUCCCGAGGAGAACCUCAUUGGCAAGGAGUACCUCAAGGGGUCAUCCGCCAAGUUUGGCCCUGUGAACCUCCCGGACAUCAACUACUUUGGCAUGGCAGAGGUCUGCCUCGAAGACUAUAUCCGUGAUGCCUUUGCGUCGGCGAAAGAGCAUGACGAGCGCGUCUUCCUGACGCACCUGACGAGCACGAGCCACCACCCGUUUGCGAUGCCAGCUGAUGAAGAAUAUGUCCCGCUCGGUCAGGGGCUAGACGACUUAUCGCAUUACGUCAACGCCAUCGGCUAUGACGACCGCUGGUUAGGUACAAUCAUGGACGUGCUGGAAGAGGAGGGCGUGGCAAACGAGACUCUGGUCGUGUUCGCCGGCGAUCACGGCCUGUCGCUGCCUGAGAACGGCAAGCUCCCGACAUACUACAAUCCUAAUUCGAUCAGCAAUCACAUACCGUUAAUCAUGUCCCACCCGAGGCUACCGCCCAUCACGGUCGACACGGCGGUAUCGUCCCUGCAGGUGCUCCCGACGAUUUUGGACCUCCUCCGAGAGACGGGCUCUCUGACCGACGCGGCCAGCAAGGCGGCGGGGGACCUCAUGGGCAACUACGAAGGCCAGUCGAUGGUGCGGCCGAUGCGCAGCGACCACAAGACGGGCCCCGAGGGGACGCUGGGCGAUUGGCAGUUCACCGUGGUGAACCCGGGCUCGGCCAUGCUCAGCGUGCGAGACGCGCGGUCGGCGUACAGCGAUUGGAGGCUCGUGGUGCCGGUGGUGGACAAUGUUGAGUGGCGGUUUACGAACCUCGACGAGGACCCGGCCGAGAAGCACCCGACGGUCAGUUUUGAGUUUGAGGCGUUCGUGCGCAAUGUCGAGAAGAGGCACGGCGAGCGCGCGGCGCGGUGGGCGGAAGAAGGUGCCUUUGUGUCGCGCUGGUGGGUUGAGGAGAAUAGCAAGCGUUGGCGUUAUGGGCCGUACGGCGAUUAGACCAGUACUGUCUAGAGCGGGCGACGAGACCAAUCUAGAACUCACAGCAUAGAAUCAUGUCACUGGUUUCGUCACCAUCGCAAGA
Messenger RNA from Purpureocillium takamizusanense, 3531 nucleotides. RefSeq lists its product as uncharacterized. The record is from RefSeq and is a predicted model, not a curated record. Lineage: Eukaryota; Fungi; Ascomycota; Sordariomycetes; Hypocreales; Ophiocordycipitaceae. Bases 846 to 3446 code for a protein of 866 amino acids. The transcript has a single exon.